CGUUUUGUCUAAGUGCUUUCUAUUCAUCUAUAUUACGUUUAGAUAUGCUGUUGCAUCUAAUUCAACACUUCAAUUCAUUAACGUCGUAAGGAAAUAAUAUAAAGUCUUUCGUCAUGGGGACAGAACACCUUCUCCACCAUAUGAAAUGUAUCCCAACGAUCCUUACAAUAAUUAUACAUUUGAUCCACCUAAUUAUGGACAAUUGACAAAAAUUGGUGAAAGAAAAGUUUCUGAAUUUGGUAGGUUUCUACGCGACAAGUAUUGUGAAUUUUUAGAUAUUGACCAAGUACCAGAUACUAUUGAAGCUCGAAGUACAGAUCUUAAUCGAACAAAAGCAUCUUUAAACUUACUUCUACAAGCUUUAUAUCCAGGAAAUAUUAUUAAAACAACUUAUCAGCCGUUACAAAGUGACACACUACUGUUCCCCUUAUUUUGCAAACUUUUUAGUGAAAAAUAUUCACAAGUGAAAAACAUGGCAGAAGUCAAGAGAAUAGAAGAAGACUUUAAUGAUUUAAAAAUACAACUAUCGCUUUGGACCGGAAAAGAAAUUAAAUCCUUACAGGAUGUAAAUCUCAUUUGGGUAACUUUGGAAACAGAAAAAUCUAUGGGUUUAGAAUUACCCGAGUGGAGUAAAAAUAUUUAUCCCAACAUUUUAACUGCUGUCAUUGCUUAUUAUAAAAUUAUGAAUUACAACGUGGAACUCCGAAGGCUAAAUGGAGGAAUGCUUGUUCGAAAAGUUACGGAUGAUAUGAACGCAGUGAGAAAUAGUACAAUGGACAAAAAUCGAAAAUUAAUGUUAUACAGUGCACAUGAUUUUAACGUUGUCGCCGUUUUAAGUGCUUUAAACGUUUAUUAUCCACAUGCACCCAAAUUCUCUUCAGCAGUGAUAAUGGAACUUCAUCUCAUACAUAAUAUUUACUACGUAAAGAUUCUAUACUAUCUGGGUGAACGAGAUAAACUUGAAGUAUUACAAAUUCCAGGAUGUAAUGAACUGUGCCCAUUCGAUCAGUACAAAAAUUUAAUAAACACGGUUAUUCCUUCUGAUUUUGAAUGGAAUUGCGGAAAAAUUUAAAGUUACAUUUUUCCCAGUAUGAUUAAAAAGCUCAAAGUUAAAC
Messenger RNA from Leptopilina heterotoma, 1115 nucleotides. RefSeq names its product venom acid phosphatase Acph-1-like. The record is from RefSeq and is a predicted model, not a curated record. The transcript is spliced from 6 exons. Gene Ontology annotation, molecular function: phosphatase activity. Lineage: Eukaryota; Metazoa; Arthropoda; Insecta; Hymenoptera; Figitidae. Gene Ontology annotation, biological process: dephosphorylation. Bases 146 to 1072 code for a protein of 308 amino acids.